AUGAAAAGAAUACCUUCGCUUCCCUUCAAGCCCGAGGACUUUGUCCGGUACCCCGAGCAUGCUUGUCUGGCCAAAGACGCCACAGCGCCGGCCCCGGAGCUCAUCUCGGAGCUCCACGCCAUCGUAAAGACGGGCACUCCCCGGGAGAUCAAAAUCGCCAUGGAGAACGCCGGGUACGACUGCGACGCGCCCGGGGUGGCUGUGAUGUUCAUGGCAAUCGAGCCGACGACGGGCGACUCGCUCAUGCACACAGCGGCCGCGGCGCAACGACCCGACGCGAUGGACGCCCUCCGGCACUUCAGGACGCACAACGCCGCAUAUUACGACAACCCUUUCUACGCGCUGUACACGCAUCAGAAUCACGCGGGUGACACCAUCCUCCACGUGGCGGCGCGAUCUGGAAAGCUGGCGGUCGUCGCUGCCGCGUUCCAGGUGUUUCGGCAUGAGCAUCUGAUUCUCGAUGAGGAGAAGUUGCGCUCGGGACAGGAUGCUGAGGGGCAUAUGUGGGAUGAUGACAAUGAGGAAGCGUACCACAUGCGCAUUGGUGGGGUUCUGUUUCUCGUCAGGCAGAAUUCCGAGGGUCGGACUGCGGCCGAUGAGGCGAGGGCACUUGGUUUUGGCGACAUUGUUGCGUGGUUGGAGAGGACUGUAAAGGCGUAUGAUACCAAAGGUGAAAGCAGCGAUCCUUCGAUCUUGCAACUAUGGCAGGACAGCUGUAAUGAGUAUUACGGUCUACCAUGA
Colletotrichum karsti is the source of this 741-nucleotide messenger RNA. RefSeq lists its product as uncharacterized. The record is from RefSeq and is a predicted model, not a curated record. NCBI's taxonomy places the organism in Eukaryota, Fungi, Ascomycota, Sordariomycetes, Glomerellales, Glomerellaceae. The transcript has a single exon. The coding region runs from base 1 to 741 and encodes 246 amino acids.